CUUGUGCUUUACCCGGCGUAUUUCCUCAUCGGGACUGUGGGAGCACACGCGAUCUGCACCGCUCUCUCUGCCUCUGCAUUUCUCCACCGCACACUUUUUAGACGAGUUGUCAGAAGACACUGCACUUUUGACUGCGGGUUCUGUGCAAUUGCGGUGUUUGUGUGAGGCUUUGAUGAUGCGAUCGCGCUUUUGGAGGAUGAGAUCUCUCAAGGAAAUAGUCUUGGGGUGAAAUUCUGGCACUGUUUUUAGUCUGUGACCGGGCAAAGUCGGAGUGGUUAGGAAAGGCGAAUCAACCUGUUACAUCUUCUUGAGCAUUUGCAGUUUCACUGCUGCAGAGGCACUGAUUCUCACAGUCGUCGCGAGAAAAAGAUGCAGAAAGUUUGUUAAGAAAAAACAAGAGGAGAGAGACAGAGAGAGAGAGAGAGAGAGAGAGGAAUAGCUAAACCGUAAAGGACGCUUCGGAGAUUUUUUUUAAAAAAAACAAAAGGGAUUUAUUGCAACCUUCGCCCUGCAAGGAUUUUUUUUUUAAAAAAAAAUAUUAUUUAACGAGUGGAGCUUUGUCAUUAAAACAUCCCAAUGUUAUUGCUAUUCACACUGGUCAUAGUGUUUGCUGACUUACGGCUUCAUGGCGUCAAAGCUCAAGGCGGAUCUAUUAAAGCUUUGCGAUCCUCUACUAUACAGAGAGACGAGAGCAAUCACCUCACAGCAAUUUAUCGACAAGAAGAUGCAGUCAAUGUCGUGAAUAAUGGGUUCAUACAGAGUCCAAGGUUUCCUCUCAACUAUCCAAGGAGCAUUUUAUUGACCUGGAGAUUGCUGUCCCCUGAAAACACAAGGAUACAGCUAGUUUUCGAUUCUCGCUUUGGCCUGGAGGAACCAGAAAAUGACAUUUGCAGGUAUGACUUUGUAGAGGUGGAAGAUGUCUCUGAAACAAACCGUGUUAUUCGUGGAAGGUGGUGUGGAAACAAAGAAGUUCCCCCAAGACUUACAUCAAAAAGCAAUAGGCUGAGGAUAACCUUUAAAUCAGAUGAAUAUUUUGUGGCCAAACCUGGUUUCCGCAUUUAUUACUCCCCAGUGGAAGUGGACGAUUUACAGCCCCUACCCUCAGAAUCAAAUUGGGAAGCUGUCCCAAGUUCAGUGUCGGGGGCAUUCUGGCAUUCAUCAGCAGUCACUGCUUCACCCCAGACUGCAGACACUUUAGAUGAGGCUAUCGCUGGAUUCAAUACAAUCGAGGAACUCUUGAAGCAUUUAGAUCCAGAGACUUGGGAAGAUGACCUGAAUAGUCUCUUUCAAGACACAUCCCAGUUUCGGGGGAGAACAUUUCAUCAUGAACGUAGGACCAAAGCUGACUUGAACAGAAUGAACGAUGAUGUCAAGCGCUACAGCUGCACCCCUCGAAACUACUCAGUUAAUCUUCGAGAAGAGCUGAAGCAGACGAACGCUGUCUUCUUCCCUCGGUGCCUUCUGGUUCAGCGCUGCGGGGGCAACUGUGCCUGUGGCACCGAGCAUUGGCGGUCCUGCACCUGUAUGCCGGCCAAAACGGUUAUGAAAUAUCAUGAGGUGCUGAGAUUUGUACCUGAACCAGGACAACCAGGGCAGCAACGUAGGAGGAACAAAAAAAAGAACAUUAACAUGGUGGACAUCCAGUUGGCACAUCAUGAACGGUGUGACUGUAUCUGCAGUUCCAGACCACCCCGAUAAAGGAAGAAAUGGAGCCUUUAAGGACCUUAAGAUUUCUUAGCGGGACUGUGUCUGAGUACAGAUGGUUGCUCUCAAUGGAGCUAAUAUUUCCUAGAAUUACAAAAAGCAAAGAAUAACUGCUAUGCUUGAACAUAGUCUCCUUAAGUAGCAUUGUGCCAGCCAAAAUUCCAUAGUAUCACCUUGCUUAUUGUAGACAGACCAUUAUAAGACUCAAUUUGUAAUGAUGCAGCCAGCUUUGAUGCAGGAUAAUCUUUUGCCUUUUUUCUAACGUUCAGAAUAUCAUCUCAACCAGUUUGAUGAGUUUGAGUCUCUUAAUUUGUGUCAGUUUUAAGGGCGGCACAAAUGUUUAAAGAGAAAUUACUGAAGGAUUGGAGAAGGGCAUCAAAAAAUGUAAAACAAAAUACUCUUAUUGCUGCAAUCUGUUGAUUUUUUUUUCUUUUGGAAGCUAAAACCUAACAAGAUCACCAUAAAAAUUGCACAAUUUACCAAUGUUUUAUUCCCCCCACCCCAAAAUAAAAUGGGAAGCGAGGCGUUUUAAUCAAGCCACGGGGGUUAGAGAAGCAAAUGUCCCCAAUGUGACUCAUUAAUAGACAUUUAGAGUGGCUAACAGAGAAUCCUGCUGAGGAUCAGAAGUCCAUCAUGGCCAACUCACCUCAUCCCAACUCCAAGCACCGGUGCAUUGGCCUGUGACGUACUGCUAGUUACUGAACAGAUUCCAUAUCACUGACUCUGAGGAACUAUUAGUGAAUUGCAUUAGGAACCAAUGCUUGUUUUUCCCCUUCUCCCCCUCACCCCACCACCCCCACCCCCAUAUGUGUUUCUCAGGCAAUGCUUUGUUUAUGAUUGGAUUUCUGACGUCCAGUUUUAUCCCCUGAAAUGUAAAUGAUAUUUAAAUGCUUCUCUUUUUCUUCACUGCACGUCUGUUGAAAGGUAUUGCGAGUUUCUGAAUAUUGUUUGUCCAAGAAACAAACUCUUUGGGUUUCUGUUGUUAUCACAUUAUGCUUUUUCAUUAAGUUUAAUUUUAUUGUGAAUCCUUUUAUGAAUUGGGCUAACAUUUUCUGUCCUCAUUAACAAAGUUGUUCAGUAUGAUUAUAUCCAUACACGGUUGCUUUUAAAUUUUAAUCUGAAUACUAAAGUCCGUCACCUUACAGGUGGCACAUACGCACAGAAUUUCUGGUAAAGAACUAUUGAGUUAUUUCUUGCUCACAACUUGCCGUUGUCAGUAUCGAUCGCACCUUUGACUCACUGUGCUCUCUGGAGAAUAAUAGAAGCAAAGCUAAGUAGUAAAUGAUAAUAUAUUGCAGUAUCCUUGGUGAAGUAUCCUUUGGAAUAGCAUAUUUUAAAAUCCUAGAGGAUUCUAAUAGGAUUUUGGAAUACAUCCUAUAGAAUAAAUCCUAUUGAAUUUUUACUGAAUCUUUUAGGAUCUCAUAUGCAGCAAUUUCAUAAUCUUUUAGGAUUAGUGGUUAAGGAUUUUAGCUGAAAUUUAAAUUAUGUAAAUAUAAACCAGUUGUCCGAGGGCAUGGAUUUUACGAGGAGAGACUUGUAAGGUACACCCACACCUUACAGGAGUGCUGUCAGCUUCUGAAAGCUACUGGGGGGGGCAUUUAAUUUAAAGCUAUCUGUGUCUUAUAAAUUAAUUAAGUAACAUUCAUUAUCCCAAAAGCACUUUUAACCAUUUCAGUUUCUUCAAUUUCCUCCAUCAUGUUAUUUUCAGGUAAUAAAAUAAGUAAUAAUCAAAAGGUGAUUUUUUUAGGAAAAUGUUAAGAAUAAUUUCAGUUUCUUACAUGUAGCAUAGUAAAAUGCUGUGCUGUACUAUCAGUUCACUUUCAGUAAUACCGGGGCUAAUUGCCCUUUGAACAACUCCACAGGGAUACUGUGUUUUUGUUCUUGUGCAGUAAGCAAAGAAUUUCCUAAAGUGCAAUUCUUGUAUUUUAACAGCAGCGUAUUUCUAAAACAAAUAUAUGGCUCAAAAUGGCUUUUUUUGUGUAUGUAUUAUAUGCUUCCUAUUUUGAUGGAAUGUAAAGAUUGCUUCAGAAAGGGAUUUGUAGAGGAUUAUUUUUUGUUAUAAAAUAAACUAAAAUUGUCAACUUCA
This is a messenger RNA of Callorhinchus milii (elephant shark), 3790 nucleotides long. It is a transcript of the gene pdgfd, whose product is annotated as platelet derived growth factor d. The transcript is spliced from 7 exons. Gene Ontology annotation, cellular component: membrane. Bases 577 to 1698 code for a protein of 373 amino acids. The record is from RefSeq and is a predicted model, not a curated record. NCBI's taxonomy places the organism in Eukaryota, Metazoa, Chordata, Chondrichthyes, Chimaeriformes, Callorhinchidae. Gene Ontology annotation, biological process: positive regulation of phosphatidylinositol 3-kinase/protein kinase B signal transduction; positive regulation of cell migration; positive regulation of ERK1 and ERK2 cascade. Gene Ontology annotation, molecular function: platelet-derived growth factor receptor binding; growth factor activity.